Molecule: messenger RNA, 1982 nt
Organism: Geodia barretti
Lineage: Eukaryota; Metazoa; Porifera; Demospongiae; Tetractinellida; Geodiidae
Source: the annotation of a GenBank genome assembly
UGUCUGUCAGUCUGUCUGUCUGUUACCACGUUUUCUGCCACCGCGCGCACGAAAUCAGUUCGCCGAGGGUUUGCACUUUAGUGCUUUUGAUUUUGCUGGUGCCUCUGGAGAAUGUCACGGCUCUACGUCGACGGCGGGAAGAUAGACGAAGAAUCGAUGGAAGACGUGCCCAACUCAGAGUUGUACAGUAACGAGCAGCAGCCUCUGUUGGCGGGAGACACCGUCCAGAAGUCGGGGUUUGGGGCAGGCGGACCCAAGGAAGGAUGCACCUCUUACAAGAGACAAGGAGCCAAUGAGAUUGCCACGUUCUUCAACUUUGCCAAGGCCAGUAUAGGCUCAGGGUCGUUUGCCCUGCCGUGGGGGAUACUGCAAGUUGGAGUGUUGGUGGGAGGUCUGGGUAUGAUCCUUCUUGGUCUAGCAAGUGUGUACACCAUGCAGCUCAUGUUGGAGUGCAAGCACUACGUGUGUGCCAGACUCCCGUCCAGAGAGAAGAGGAAAUCUCUCAACUACACCGAGCUGGGCAGACAGGCCCUGGGCGGGUUUGGGAAAUGGGCCGUCGAUAUUUCAGUGCUGGGCUGCAACCUCGGUGUCUGUGCGGGAUACAUGAUAUUUAUUGCUGGCAAUCUUCUUUGGGCCGCCAACUGUUUCGAGGACAAAAUCUACAACAGCCUUCACCACAACACCUCGGACAAUCUGACCUCUGACCUCCUAUCACUAUCAGCCGAUGACGAUGAAGACAGAGUGUGUUUCACGACGUGGGAGGUGUACGCUCUGAUCCUGCCCAUCCUCAUCGGCCUCACCUUCCUCCCUUCCUUCAAGAUCCUGGCCUACUCCGCCUACAUUGGCUCAGUCUUCCUUGUCCUCGCUGUCUCGGUGGUUUACGUGUUUGGGUUCAUCAACCACCACGUGUUCUGUGCCGUCAGUCAGGGAGACAUCCUCUACGUCCCUGCCAAGGGCACCGGCAUAGCUCUCUGGUUUGGAGUCACCGCCUUCCUCUUCUGUGUACACAGUAUGGUGAUCCCGCUGGAGAGUGUGAUGAAAUAUCCUCACAGAAUGCAGUAUGUGCUGGACGCAGCUCUCGUUAUUGUGUUAUCCGUCAACCUUCCCUUUGCCAUAUAUGGCUAUCUACUCUUUGGAUCUGCCACCAAAGGCUACGUGUUUGAGAACCUACCAGGAGGAGUGUUUUACGACUUGGUGCGAGUGUUUCUGUCAGUGGAGUUGACCCUCACCUUCCCCAUCGUCUUCAAACCUGCCUCGGACGUGGCUGAGGAAAUAUGGUACAACUUCCUCAUGGUAUUUGUCCGUCUUGGAAGACUGAAAUUUGUCGAACAACUCUACACCAGUUCUGUGAGUUUUCUUUAGUACACCACGGCACCAAUUAUUAAUGUGUUGCUGAUUUAUUGUGAUUUUCAACCGUACAUUUACAUACCUCUCAUUCUCUCUUACCUUCACCCCGUACCUUAAUUCCUCUCUCUCUCUCUCUCUCUCUCUGGCUCCAGUCCAUGUACUACAGAGUAGGUCGCUACACGAUGCUGUGUAUUCUACGAACACUCCUAGUCAUGGUCUCAUGGAGUAUAGCAGUCGGGAUCCCUCGUUUCGAGCUCUGCCUCGCCCUCGUAGGCAGUCUAGCCACCACCAUCUUGGCCUUCAUCCUCCCUCCCCUCUUCCACCUCGCUCUCAAGUGGAGGGUUACCUCCAUUGCCAGGAGAGUAUUCCACAUCUUGCUUCUGGUGGGAGGUAUUGCUGCCAGCGGUGUAGCCACAGGGAUUAACCUGUACACCGCCAUUGAAGACAGAGGAAGUGUCGACUCAUGCUCCUCCAUCAGAGCACAAUGCCAGGCGAAGGACACACCCACCGGACACUGCUUCACCUCAUAGCUACAUAUACCCCGUGACCAUUGAAUACUGAGACUAUUGUGACUCUGUGUGUGUGUUUCUGUAACUUCAAUGCAAAAAAUCAUUGAAAAUAACUAACAACGAAUC